AUGUUGAAGUAUUUGUGAGUCGAGUAGCUGGCCAGUUGCUACUGCUCCGAUAUAUAAACUAAAUCUCCUAUUUCAACCGUUUUGUAAUGCUUACCUGCCAUGAAACCAAUAUGCUCAUAUAAAUUUUUAUAUUUCAUACAAAAUGUAUUUCAAUGAACUGAGCAGUGCAGCUGUUGUUUUAAGCAGGCUUCACUGUGGUGGUUAAGUUACUAAUGCUGCGCUACUAAAGCAACAGCUGUUGGCCUUUGGCGACGUCGACUGCGCAUGCUUCUUCAUUUGGUUACGCUCCACGUAAUUGUUUGACAGUUGACCAGACCGAAACAUCACUGGCAUUGUUUUUUCUUCGAUUAUAAAAUACAUAAAUAUAAAUUGGUUGUAAUAAACAUUGUAAAGAUAUUCAGGAAGCAGAACCCUCCAGUGUGCCCCGCAUUAGAGCAGCAAUAGAGAGACAAAGGGAGAGACUUAUGAGUGGUCGAUUUGAUUGCUCGGCAUUAUGAAGCUGCUGCUCAAGGAGCUGACGCGUUUAACCACGCAGCAUCGCACCUUCUAUUGCUACAUGUUGCUCAGCAUUUGGAUAUUUUUGCUAAUUGCAGGCAUGUAUCGCUAUAUGGGCAAUGUGGAACGUCUGGGCAAUCCGGGCAGUGGCUUUGGCAUAGGUACUGCCAGCUCAGGACUUGGUCCAGGAGCUGGUGGGAGUGACGCCGCCAGCAGCGCUCAGCGUUUUGCCAAAUAUCGUGAACGCUGUGCCCCGCUCAAUCAGCUAACGCGCUUGGAUGAUGGAGGCAUACUGGAGGGUUGGAAGCUACAAGGAGUGCUCCUGGUCAUACGACAUGGCGACCGUGGAGCCAUGUCUCAUGUGCAUGCCAAUGGCAUCAAUUGUGGCGUGCCAGCAGAUGGAGACAGUCUGGUCAACAGAUAUCGCAGCUUUCUACAAAACUCGAGCAGCUCUGCAUCCGGCUCGAAUCAUUUGUACUGGAGCAAAGUGGGUCCAUUUCAUGGCUUUCCCUUACUGCCCGCCACAGAGCGCGGCUGCCCGCUGGGUCAGCUAACCUACAAAGGCAUUGCCCAGUUGCUGCAUGUGGGCGACAUUAUGCAUCAGAUCUACGCCCAUCCUCUGGGCCUGCUGCUCAAGCCAAAUGCCUUGAAGCUUGGUGUGGAUACCACGCCCCAUACGCUGCUCAAUUCGGAUGAGGUGGUUGUCUUUACCACACGCUAUCGACGCACCUUCCAAUCGGCGCUGGCCCUGCUCUUUGCUCUGCUGCCUGCGGACAAGUGGCUGGCGCUGAAUGUGAGGGAGUCGCACAGCAUGGCUUUCUGCUUCAGCGACUGCUCGUGUGGACAGUCGCUGGUGCUGCGCAAGCGUCUGAUGCAGCUGGCGGAUAGGCAGCUGGUGAAGCGCUCCGAUGUCCUGGCCGUGAUGCAGUGGAUCGGCGGCACCUUGAUACAGCAUACGGCGAAUGAGGGCGGCGUGACGAAUCCCUUCGAGGUGGUGGAUGCCAUGCUGACUGUGCUCUGCCACGAUGCCGCCUUGCCAUGUCGCAAACGCAAUGGCAGCCGGACUGCCAGCACCCGCACCCACAAUCCCGAGCUGGUCGAUGUCAUCAAUAUCGAUCAGGAUGAGGCGAAUUUGGCAAAUCUAAUGCCAGGCGCAGCGGCAGCAGCAGAGCUGGAACAACAGCAGCAGCAGCAGCAGCUGGAGGAGGAGGAGGCCGAGGCAGCUGCACCCAAUGGCGGCUGCGUGCAAGCCUCCCAAGUAGACGCACUCAUGUCCUUUGCCGAUGAGCUCUCCCUGCGCACCGCUCAGCACGUCUACUACAAGCGCGCAGGUCUGCUGCGCUCCUAUGGCAUGAUCCGACAUAUAGUUGGAUAUAUGCUAAAGAUGAUAUCGGGCGAUCGCACCAAGUUUGUGCUCUACUCUGGGCACGACUGCACCAUGCAGUAUCUGACGGCUGCUCUGGGCAUCAUAAGCAAUCGUGAUGGAAAGACGAUUUCGUAUGCCUCCCGCUUGGCCUUCGAGGUGUAUCGCUCCGAUGCCCACACGGAUUACUACUUUCGCGUCGUUUACAACGGACGCGAUGUGACGCAGCAAAUCGAUUUCUGUGAAGGCGGCAAAAGCUUGCGUGUGACUCGGGACAGUCGCGGCAACAAGGCCGAUCUGUGCCCCAUCGAGAAUAUUAUACGAUUUCUGCACGAGGACUAUUUUGGACCGUUGAAUGCGACCAAUUUCAAGGAGGCAUGCGCAGCGUCUGUCGUACAGUCGGCCAAGGCAAACGAGUUCUAGUGGCACUGGGUUCCAUUCUCAGCUGUGAUAAGUAUAUUAUGUUAUAUAUAUAAUUAAGACGAAAUCCAACAAAUGGGGAAACGACGUGAACACUAACUAAAGCGGUCACCAUACAACAACAGCAACAACAACAAAAUCUAUUCUACAGUCUCCAAUCCCAACACGACUUCGUAGUGGCUCUCACGAGCAACGGGAUCUGAGAGUCUUAAGCCUAGUGCGAUGGAAGGAGAUGGCAACUGUCACUUACACAACUCUUUAUUUUUUUUGUCUGCUUUCAAUUGCUUCCUCAAAUGUAUGUGUGUAUUUGCAAGACCUAAGUCUAGUGCGCUCAAAGGAUAUGGCAACUUACUCUCUCUUCUACCAUCUCUUUACAAAAUUUUGUUUUCGCUGAAUGUACAUAUGCAUUUGCGUAUGCAUUUCCUGCCUAUUGAUGAUAUCUAAGCGUUGUUGUAUGGCUAGUGACUAAAUGAAACCAAACAUAUCAAUUGAAUCGCACACAUUUUACUCUAAGUUAGAUAUUUAUAUAAGUGUAUGUCUAUAUAGCAAAAUUUUAGCCUAAUUGUAAUGCCUAGACUCUUAAGUCCGACACAUAUCAGCGAUUGCUUCCACAGGGGCAAUCCUUAACAUUUUUCUAGGAUAAGUUAUAUGAGAUAGAACAAAUCUAUGAGACGUACAUAUGUGUAUUACAUAUGUUUAGUACAUAUCAGCAACAUAUCAUGUGCAACACUUACCUACAGUUUUCAAGUACAUAUAUACAACCACUUUUC
Molecule: messenger RNA, 3048 nt
Organism: Drosophila hydei
Lineage: Eukaryota; Metazoa; Arthropoda; Insecta; Diptera; Drosophilidae
Product: 2-phosphoxylose phosphatase 1
Exons: 4
Coding region: 494-2281 (595 amino acids)
Biological process (GO): dephosphorylation
Molecular function (GO): phosphatase activity
Source: RefSeq, a predicted model, not a curated record